Silurus meridionalis is the source of this 1811-nucleotide messenger RNA. RefSeq names its product paired box 1a (gene pax1a). Lineage: Eukaryota; Metazoa; Chordata; Actinopteri; Siluriformes; Siluridae. Gene Ontology annotation, biological process: regulation of transcription by RNA polymerase II; anatomical structure development. Gene Ontology annotation, molecular function: RNA polymerase II cis-regulatory region sequence-specific DNA binding; DNA-binding transcription factor activity, RNA polymerase II-specific. The record is from RefSeq and is a predicted model, not a curated record. Bases 248 to 1300 code for a protein of 350 amino acids. The transcript is spliced from 5 exons.
AAAUUAAUUCGAGCAAACUUCUGCCUAGUAGAUCAGACAAAUUUCGUCUUUAACGAAUGAAGAGCCGCUUUAAAAAAAAACGUCGUUCAAAGCAAUUCUGAUAUUUUGUUUCUUGGAGAGAGAGAAAAAAGAAGCGAUCUCCGGAUAUUUCCUAUCUGUUUUGGAGCUCAAUACCACUGCAUGCAGCAGAGACGGUGCCAUUGAGGGGGAAACCGUUUCAAGGAAAGCAUCCCAACAACACAGGCAAAUGGAGCAAACCUAUGGGGAGGUGAACCAGUUAGGAGGGGUUUUUGUGAACGGUCGACCCUUGCCCAACGCCAUCCGACUAAGAAUAGUGGAGUUAGCUCAGCUCGGGAUCCGUCCGUGCGACAUCAGCCGUCAACUCCGAGUUUCUCAUGGUUGUGUGAGCAAGAUUCUGGCGAGGUACAACGAAACCGGCUCCAUAUUGCCCGGUGCGAUCGGAGGCAGCAAACCGCGGGUUACGACACCAAACGUGGUGAAGAGCAUACGGGAAUACAAGCAAGGAGACCCGGGAAUUUUUGCCUGGGAGAUUCGGGACCGUCUUCUAGCAGAUGGAGUAUGUGACAAAUACAACGUGCCCUCCGUCAGCUCCAUCAGCCGGAUUUUACGAAACAAGAUUGGCAACCUCUCCCAGCCCAACCAUUACGAAACUGGCAAACAAGCUGCGUCGCAGCCGAGUCUUUCUUACAAUCAUUUAUAUCCAUACACAUACCCCAACGCGAUGUCCCCUUCCGGGACCAAAAUGAGUAAUUCUGCUGGGGUCCCAGUCACUGGGGGACACGUUAGCAUUCCGAGAGGGUGGCCUUCAGCUCACACUGUCAGCAACAUACUGGGCAUACGAGCUUUCAUGGACCCCACAGCUAUUGCUGGGGCUGAAGGCUACACGCCGAAAAUGGAGGAUUGGGGUAGUGUGAACCGAUCAGCUUUUCCUUCUUCACAUGGAGUCAACGGAAUAGAUAAAUCUCCCAUUGAGACGGACAUAAAGUACCCUCAGUCUUCAUCGACUCUGUCUAGUUACGUUGCGCCAUGUGCGUAUUCUCCCUCGAAUCAGUACGGCGUGUACAGUGGUGCAGCAGGAAGCUAUGUGAGCCCCGGGCACCACUGGCAGACUCAGGGCUCGAGCGCUAUGGCCAUCCAUUCAGGGGAAAUCCACUCUGCCAUGUCCUUCAAACACACAGCUCGAGACGGAGACAGAAAACCCCCGAGUCCCCUAAGUAAGCAACAGCACGAGGUGUUGAGCAGCAUACAUGGACUCAGCCUUCCUACGUCAUCAUCAUAGCCCUGGAUAUUUAUUGUGGCGCGUGCAGGGCACAUUUUAGCAAUACAUUUUGCCCAUUUUCACGAACAGUAAGUUCAAACGCUACCUUCCCCACGACGCGAAGAGCAACGUGCCAUACAUUCCUACUUUCUGAAACAAAAUGAAUGUAAUGUUUCAAUUUGUUUGCAAUUGUGCUUUGUGCUGCGUUGAAUGUUAGUUGGGUGUUUUGUUUUUUUGCCCCUCGAAAUCCUUGUACGUUUGCGCUAUUUAUAUUCAUACAAUAUCUUAAAAAAAAAAACGACUGCAUUGCAAGAGCUCUUGCCAUUGUCCAGAAUAUCUUGACAAUUGUGUAACGUUAUUUGUUACAUGCCAUGCCGUCUUUCACUUGGGAAAUAAAUGACUUUAAUCACAGUGAAAUAUGUGAAUGGAGCAAUAGUUAAUGUAAAUAGAAUAAAUUCUUUAGUUGUAUAUUUUUAUAAAUUCUUGUGUAAAUAAGCUGAAUAAAGGCAUUGUAUAAGUACAUUGCUGUACA